GCCGGAGCGGGCGGGGGGGGGGCGCGCGGUCGCCCGCCAUGUUCGCCGAGAUGAACCGCAGGACCUUGGCGUUCCGUGGGGGAGGCCUGGUCAGCGCCACCACCGCCACCGUGGGAGGAGGGGGUGGCGGUGGCCCGACAGCUAACGGCAAUAGCGGGAGUGGUGGCAGCAGUGGCCAGGGCGAGGCCUGGGUCCGUCAGGAAGCCGAGCAGUUGAACGGCCAGGGGGUGGAGGAGGAAGUGGAGCUAGAGACUGUGGAACUGGAGGUGGCCGAGGUGGAGGCCUCGGACACUGCCGGAAAAGAGCUCUCGCCGACCCCUCCUUCGGACUCGGCGAGCGCUGCUACAUCCGUCGCUGCCCCGGUCGGCCCCAUGUUCGCCGAGAGGAAUCGUCGGACCUUGGCCUUCCGUGGUGGGGGCUUGGUGGCGGCAGCAAACAAUGGCUGCGACGGGGCGGCCUGGUCGCGGCGGCCGUUGAACGGGCGGGGUGGUGGCGGAGAGGAGGAGGAGCUGGAGUUGGAGGGGCUGCUGGAGGGGAAAGAGCUGGUGCAGGACGGGGGGUCGCUGAGCGACAGCAGCGAGGACGAGGAAGACGGCGAGGGGGGCAGCCUGGGUGAUGGCAGCGGCGCAGAGGGCGGCAGCUGCAGCAGCAGCAGGCGGUCUGGGGGGGAUGAGGCGGAGGUCAACAGCGUAGGCGCGGGGGAGGGGGAGAGUAUCCAACACUUUCCGCUGGCAACCCGGCCCAAGUCCCUCCUGCAGAAGCUGCACGUCUCCUUCCAGAGCUGCUGGCUUAAGGAGUUCCCGUGGCUACAGUACUGUCAGAAGACAGGGCUAGUGUCCUGUGCUUGGUGCACCGCUGCCGUCCCUACCACCUCUUCUACAGACGGCAGCAGCAGCAACAACAGCAGCAGCAGGGGCCACGACGAUCUCUGCAAGGGUACCCGCAAUUAUAAACGCGCCCUAUUUCUCAGGCAUCAUCUGUCAGCUGAGCAUCGUCUCAAUGAGCCAGUCACUGCUGAGCAGGAAUCUGAAUUAACAUCAGAAUUGGCUAAUGAGAGAGAUUGUGAUUAUAAUAUUAGGCCAAAUGAGAACUCUUACUGCUAUCAACUAUUGCAAGAAUUAAACGAGCAAAGGAAAAAGGGCAUUCUCUGUGAUGUCAAUAUUGUGGUGAGUGGAAGAGUCUUCAGAGCUCACAAAAAUAUUCUGGUUGCAGGCAGCCGUUUCUUCAAGACUCUGUAUUGCUUUACAAACAAAGAAAAUCGUAACCAAACCACUGUUACCUACUUAGAUGUUGUUGCUGUUCAAGGCUUCUCUGUCAUCUUGGACUUUCUAUACUCUGGUAAUCUUGUGCUUACAAGCCAGAAUGCAAUUGAAGUUAUGUCAGUGGCCAGCUACCUUCAGAUGACAGAGGUUGUGCAAUCCUGUCGUAAUUUUAUCAAAGAUGCCUUAAAUAUAAGCAUAAAAUCAGAAGCCCCAGAAGCUGUAGUUGUGGAUUAUAAUAGAAGAUCAGUGAGUAGAGAUGGGUUAUCUUCAAGGGAUCAGAAAGUUGCUAGUUUUUGGGCUACAAGAAAUCUAACUAACUUGGCAAGCAACAUAAAAACUGAAAAUGAUGGCUACUGCAUUGAUGAAAGCCAGUCUGAAAACUACCAAAUUAAUGAUUGGGUCCAGGACAGCUCACCCGAAAUGGCUGAAAACGAAUCUCAAGGUGAAGGGAAGGUCUUUGUGUGGAAUGAUAUGAGUUCACAGGGACAAUCGCUUCAAGAACCUGGAAAAACGAGGAGGAAAAACCCAGGUGCAAAAAGAUUUGUUUACAAUAUACCACCCAAUAACGAUGAGCCGUUAGAAGACUGCUCAGCUGCUCAAACUUCAGUACAGUAUCCAGAAGAAGAUCUGCAGUUUAUCAAGGAAGAAGUAGCAGGUACCUCAAAUGAUUUCAAGUUUGGAAUAUUUCCUAGUAUCACCAAUGAUUUCAAGUUUGGGUUACUACCAGGGACUUCAAAUGAUUUCAAAUAUGGAUUGCUACCUGAAUCCUGGCCAAAAGAAAACUGGGAAAAUGGUGAUUCUUCUCUAAUCAUGAAUAAAUUGAAGUGUCCACACUGUAACUAUGUAGCCAAAUAUAGAAGAACACUAAAGAGACAUUUGCUCAUUCAUACAGGAGUGAGGUCUUUCAGCUGUGAUAUUUGUGGAAAACUGUUUACUCGUAGAGAACAUGUAAAAAGACAUUCCUUGGUUCACAAAAAGGAUAAGAAGUACAAAUGUAUGGUGUGCAAGAAGAUUUUCAUGCUAGCAGCUAGCGUUGGAAUAAGACAUGGAUCUCGGCGUUAUGGUGUUUGCGUUGACUGUGCAGACAAAUCUCAGCCAGGAGCGCAAGAGGGAGUAGACCAGGUACAAGACACCGAUUUUCCUAGAGAUGAAGAGUUUGAAGAAAAUGAAGUAGGGGAAGCUGAUGAAGAGCUACCUGAUGAUAUAGAAGAACAGAAUGACCAGACUCGGUGGGAUGAAUCUGGGGAAGUCUGUGUGCCUUUAGAAGACUGAGGGGAUUUGAUCUUAUAGAUGCUUUAUUUUGACGUCAUACAGACUGACCAUGUUGAAUUUUUGGACUGAAGGAUUGGAAAAAAUAUGGUACAGGCUGGAUGAAAGUUAUGUUGCUGUGAAAAUUAUAGGGUUAAAGCCUUAUAGCAAAAAAAAAGAUUAUUAAUUUUUUAAAAGAUAUUUGCACAGGACUGUACAGUCAUUUGGUUGAAUUAUAUAGAGUCUUCACACCUACAGUCAAUUAUCAAAGUAAAAAUGUAUUUUUAUUAUUUAUAGGAUAUUACUAUUUGGGUCCUAAUCUGGCAUAGUACUAACUAUGCCUGUGUUAAUCAUUCAUGUGUCUCUUAACAUGGAUGAAAUAAAUUGCAAUUUUUGGAGAUGGCUCCCUUGAUUCCAAUCAUAGUUUUUGAACAAAAGUGGCUAGUCUGGCAUAGUGGCUCGCGUUUCCUAAAAGGAGGCUUUACCUCACCUCUCUUGCCAUUGCCCUUCCCCUGAUAGUUUCAGUAUCCAGCUUCUGGAUGACAUGAAUCUGUGUGACUUAAUUUUGUCAGGAUAUGAUAGCUGACAAGUCCUGGAAACCUAAUCACUGAUAUUUAAUUUCCUGACUUACUAGGUUUCAGUACUUUGAGUUUUCAAAAUGCUACAGCUCUUUCACCAAAUGUUAAUAAUGACUUAAAACUGCAAGGAAGAUUGUGAUUGGAGUGAAAGAAAUGUUCUCCUUGUCACUUAAAGAACUUUAUGUUAGACACUUUUUGGCGUGGCUGCCCAUAUUUUAAUUUAUGUUUUUGUUAGCACUAUUCUAUUGGCUAUUACUUUUAUUCACUACUGUAUACCUCAAUCCAUCACAAAGCUUAGAGUCCUAGAAUCUGAAAAGGCGUGUAAUUGAUAUUUUUGAUUUUAAUAGUCCAGCCCAAUUUGUCUGCUUUUGUCUAGUUUUUGUUAUGUGAAAAAUUAGACAUAAGGCUAUCUACUUUUUUGUGCCCCUUUGCUUUUCAUUAAAGUAAACACAAACUGAAUCUUUGCUUCUCUCCUAUUUUGGGGGUUCUUUUAUAUACCAAACAAACUAUGUUUAACUUGGCAGCUUAAUUUGCUGGAACUUCUUUUUUUAAAAAAGAAAAUUGUUAGUAUAAUUGCUGGAGCUAUUUAUCCCCAAUGCUCUUUGCUUCUGUUUUUGGAUGAGACAUUGAAACUUGAAUUUUUGUAGCCAUAAAUCUUUUCUAAACUUGUUAUAUUGUACCAAUGAUUUCAGGCCUUUUUUUCUGAGGGAAGGGAGGGUAUUGCACCUUUUUUAUGCUUAGUAUUCUCAGCUUCAUCUAGCCUGAAUGCACGUGAGCUACCUGAAGUUUAGACACUGCAUUCAAUAUAUUACUAUGUCACAGUGAAUAAAUAUGCACAGCAUUUAUCAUAAUACAUAGCUAGGCCAGUGUGAUAGUACUGUAUUAUAAGUUGAGGGUCACCAUAUUUGAGUUUAUUAACUUUAAAAUGAGUAUAUUUUCCUAUUUUAUAUCUGCGAACUAAAUUAUGGUAGUUGUGUGGUAAACUUAAUUGCUUUGACAGAUAGAAUCUUAAUGGUGCUCCAUCUGUUCAAAGUUUUUAUAUAUAUAUAUAUAUAUAAAUAUAUAUAAAAUAUAUUUAAAGAGACAGCUUUAUUAUCCCUUAUUUCAAUACAACAAUGGAUUAAUGUUGGACGCUGUUUCUGCUGGAUGAAACAGACUGAAUCAUAUGGGUAUUGUAUAAUCUUUUCUAUCCAAAUACAUCAUUGGUAGAUUCCACAUCACUGUAAACCUGACAGAUAAGUAGUUCUUGGGUUUUCUUUUAAGAACUGAAUACAUCUUAUUCUCUUCUAGACUGAAAUGAGUAAUGUGUAAUUCUGUUGGGGUCCAAAGUAGAAAAUAGCGGGGAAACAUAAUAUGAAUGGGAAGUAUUUUAAACGUUAAGUAAAUGUUCUGCUCUGUGAAUAUGUAAGUUAUAGUAUAAAGAUUUCUUCCAUCCCAUUUAUUCCCCAUAAAAUAGUUUACAAUUGAUCUACCUAUCUUGUCCUAAAAUCACCUAAAUCUGCUUUAUUAUAACAUACUAUUCACUUAAUGCUUAAACUGGACCUGGCUUUACAUUCUUAAUGUAUUUUACUUAUUCUCUUGAAACCGAAUCUCCUUUUGCUACUUAAAUCAUUUGUGUAUAUCUGGUAAAUUAUGACCAAAUCUGUUGUUAGAUUAAAUACAGUAAAUUGAAAUAUACACUUGG
Crotalus tigris (Tiger rattlesnake) is the source of this 4772-nucleotide messenger RNA. It is a transcript of the gene ZBTB10, whose product is annotated as zinc finger and BTB domain containing 10. NCBI's taxonomy places the organism in Eukaryota, Metazoa, Chordata, Lepidosauria, Squamata, Viperidae. The record is from RefSeq and is a predicted model, not a curated record. The transcript is spliced from 5 exons. Gene Ontology annotation, molecular function: RNA polymerase II cis-regulatory region sequence-specific DNA binding; DNA-binding transcription factor activity, RNA polymerase II-specific; protein binding. Gene Ontology annotation, biological process: regulation of transcription by RNA polymerase II. Bases 39 to 2534 code for a protein of 831 amino acids.